AUGUUUAGACUUCAAUCUAAAGGUCUUCUAUAUGCUUCAAGACACACGAGAAGCGUGCGGCAUUUCUCUGAAGGCCCAAGCAGAGUUUCUAGGUACUGGGAGAUAAUUAAAAAAGAGUGCAAAAAAGUCUGGCACGGUUGCAAACUUCUUUAUCAUGACGGAAAGUUCAUGGUAAAAACCAAAUACCGCACUACUUUUUAUGAAGACAACUGCACCUUUGAGGAAAUGAAAAACAUGUCUGCGACGACUUCUGACCUACUGAAAAUGAUACCUUUCAGCUUUUUCAUUGUGAUACCAUUCGCUGAGUUCACUCUUCCGUUUUUCCUUUACAUCUUUCCGAAUAUGAUACCAUCAGCAUUCCUAACCCAGGCAUUUUUUUAAAUUUUUAUUUUACAAGGCUAAUAAAUUUAUAUUAAAAUAUUUUUUAUUUAAAUAAUGAAGAAGUAGGAAAAACCAAAAGAGAUGAAGUUUGAAAAACAAUGAUUGAAGCAAGAAGUACGCAUGCUAACAAGCUGCAUAUCUAUAUGUUAGAAAGGAUGAAAGCACUUCAAAAUCCACAAUAUGCCAAUUUUCUUGAAAAACUAAGAACUAAACCUCAAGGGAUCAAAAUAGAUGAUUUGACCAAAAGUUAUGAAAUUUUCAACAAAACUCUGAACUUUGGGAAUAUGGACACAGACCUGCUCAAGGCGACUUGUAGAUUCCUAGGGAUGGAGCCUUGAACCGGUUUUAAUACGGUCAGUAAGAUUUUGCUUGCCCCAACAUCAAAGCUUCUAGGCUACGCAGGGAUAAAUAUUCCAAGAAUUUAUGACCCUAAGAUUUUUCCAUUUAGACAAAUCCAGCGAAAUAUUGUUAUGUACCAGCUCCGCAGCUUAGUAUCCUUUUUACCAUAAAAAAGCUCUAAUUUACUAUAAAAAAUUAAAAAAAUUAUUUAUUAUCAAUAGGAAUAAGAAACCUAAGGGAAGAAGACAUCCUCCUUUUAGCAGAAGACAUCGAUACAAUGAAGCCAGAACUUUUACUAAUCUGCUGCCGUGAACGAGGAAUCGACACACUGCACACCACAGAGCCCAAAAUGCGAAAACAGCUUAAAGAAUGGAUUUAUUAUUCCACACAUCCACUAACCAAAGGUCCUGUUAAAAAUGAAAUUUUGGUUUUUAGCCAAAUUUUCAAAUACUUUGAAGAUACAAUAGAAAUAGAAGAGCAUGCCGAAGAGCCUGCAGAAGUUGUAAACUGGGUUAGUUUUUAGCAUAAUAAAAACAUAAUUUUUCUAAUUUCUAUAAAUAUUUAUAGGGUAUUUAGGACUAUUUAAUUUUAAAUAGCAUAGAAAAAGCAAUACAAAUGAUUUUUGAAGAGUCUAUGGACAGAAUUUUGCAUUAUGAUAAAAAGACUGUAGCAAAAAUACUAGAGCAGACAGAAGCUGCAAAUAUUUCACAGAUCACUGAUGAGGAAAGAAAAGUUAUUAAAGAUAAGCUAGAAGAAGCAUUAGAUGAGCAGCUAUUUGUAGAAGAUCAUGAUAGGAUUGAGACAACUCUCAAGAGACUAGAAGAUGUCCCAGCUGAGCCAGUUGUGACAAAAGCUGCAGAAGUACAAAGCUCAGCCGGAGAAGAGCCCAAAGCAGAAAUUCCUAUAGAUGGUGAGGCUCCAGCUGCACCUAAACCUGACAUCCCUACUGUAGAAAAGCCUAAAUCUGAUAUCCCUACAGUAGAAAAGCCUAAACCUGAUAUCCCUACUGUUGAAAAUGCUCCUAAAGUUGAAAUCCCUACAGUCGAAAAUGCUCCAAAGCAAGAAGCAGAAAUCCCAAAAAAUUCAGUCAAAGAUACAUCAGAAAAUAAACAGUAA
This is a messenger RNA of Blepharisma stoltei, 1836 nucleotides long. Lineage: Eukaryota; Ciliophora; Heterotrichea; Heterotrichida; Blepharismidae. The record is from the annotation of a GenBank genome assembly.